Pieris macdunnoughi is the source of this 615-nucleotide messenger RNA. The record is from the annotation of a GenBank genome assembly. Lineage: Eukaryota; Metazoa; Arthropoda; Insecta; Lepidoptera; Pieridae.
AUGGAGGAACGUGCCAUUCUGCCCGUUAUGAAAUAUAUAAAAGAAAAAUUAAAGUCACUCAUAGAAGAGAAUAAAGCAUUAAAAGAAGAAGUACACACAUUAAAAACCAAAGUCCAGUUCUUAGAAAAACAAAGCAAAAUUAAUAAUAUUAUUAUUAUUCAUGGAAUACAUGAAUCGGAGAAUAAUUACACUGAGCUGUUAGAGCUUAUUUUAGAAAAAAUAAAUAUUGUCAGUAAGAAUGCAAAUAUUGAUAAGUUUAACAAAAAGCAAAUCAGUAACGUACGAAGAUUGGUGCAGAAAAACAUUAGAAAUUCAAGACCAAUACUAAUAACUUUAACAUUAGCUUGGAGAAAGGUUGAACUUCUGAGGAAUAGAAAAAUGUUUCCGAAGAAUAUAUAUGCAACAGAGGACUAUCCAAAAGAAGUUUUAAUCAAGAGAAAAGAACUAAAAAUUCAACUUAAAGAAGAAAUUUCUAAUGGAAAACUGGCCUACAUCAGAUAUGACAAACCAAUAGUUAAGGAUAAACAAAUUGAAAAAGAAAACGGGCACUGUCUACCCCACCUGCUGACUCUGUUGAAGACACAAGCAAGAAUGAGAGUAAAACUACACCAGUGA